Messenger RNA from Cicer arietinum (chickpea), 882 nucleotides. RefSeq lists its product as uncharacterized. Lineage: Eukaryota; Viridiplantae; Streptophyta; Magnoliopsida; Fabales; Fabaceae. The record is from RefSeq and is a predicted model, not a curated record.
GCCCUAAAAUGAUUCCCAUAAAUUCAGAUUUUAGGGACCAAAUAGAAUUUGAGUAAUAAAAAAGGGACGAAAUUGGAUUCCAUUCCACCCAAUCUUUUGUUGUGUCAAUCCGAAAAAAUCCUCGAACAGUUAAUCAGGAAUCCUCCUCGCCGCAUUUUCCCCAACUCACCAAAACGAGCUCUGAAAUCUUUACGCUGAGACGUGUGGCGAAGUUGAUUCCCUUGAUCAUUUAAACUGUAAUAACAUCCUUGAUCAAAUGAUGGAUGAUGGAGCUACUUAUCAGUCUGAACCACAAAAACCAGUAUGGUGUGAGAGAAAACAGGCCGUAGUACAUGAAGAAAUAAUGAGAAUGAAUCAACUGCCUGCAAAAAGCACCUAUGUUGCACAUCGUUUAAAGGUUCUUAAUAAAAUUCUGCAACUUAUGUCAGUUCAGAGAACCGUGUCUCAGGAGAAGGAGCUGGAGUUGCUUUUUGCUGGUCUUUCUUUGUGAAAUAACUAUUAAUGGCACUGGUUUUAAGUGGCACAUUUUAAAAUCAGAUGCACAUCGCUGUUGUUAAAUACUGGUAUUAUAUACAAUAGAUCACUGGGUUGUUUUAGCACGCGGGGCCGAUCCUCAUAGGUGUAUAUUAGGCACAGGCCUGCUUGGAAUUAUAAGCAUUUUAAAGUCUUGUUGGUUGGUGCUAUUUUGUACAUCUUUGAUAUCAAUAAGGUGAACGUUGAAUAAAUGUUGGGUCUUUGUAACUUGUAAGUAUAGUUUUUUAUUAUGUUAUUGUUUUUAGAUUUCCUCGCUGCAAAAUUAGUAGAAACAGUAACUUUACGGCAAACAAGUUCCAUUUUGCAACUCUGAUUGGCACUAUAUUAUGAUUUGGCAUUUUUUUCAAA